AUGAGUGUGAUUGAUCUUUAUAAAUCUGCUGGUCAGGAGCAAUUGUUCCAACAUUUAGAUCAAUUGAAUGAGACCGAUAAAUCCCAAUUUUUGAGUAACUUGGAGGCUGCCUCUAGGAGAAUCUCACCUCAAAAACUUGUAGACGACUGUAAGAAGGCUAUUUCUCAAUCCGCUGAAAAUGCUAGGGACUCUUCUAGCGUAGAACCUCUGCCAGCUACUUCUUACCAAUCAGUGAUCGACAAUGCAUCUGCCCAGGAGGAAUAUUAUAAGAUCGGUCUAGAGUCUGUCACGAAUGGUGAAGUUGCUGUUGUCCUAAUGGCUGGUGGUCAAGGUACCAGAUUAGGCUCGUCUGCCCCCAAAGGUUGUUAUGAUAUUGGAUUGCCAUCCCAUAAAUCUUUAUUUCAAAUACAAGCUGAAAAAUUGAUUAGCCUACAGAGAUUAUCAGGUACCAAAAGUCCAAUCCCUUGGUAUGUGAUGACUUCAAAGCCUACACAUAAUACUACAAAGGAUUUUUUCGAGAAACAUAACUACUUUGGAUUGGAAUCCUCACAAGUGGUCUUCUUUAAUCAAGGUACUUUACCAGCGUUGGAUUUGCAAGGUGAAAAGUUGUUAUUGAGCUCCCCCACAGAUUUGGUGGAAUCUCCAGAUGGUAACGGUGGUCUAUAUCGUGCCAUUAAGGACAACCAGUUAUUGCAAGAUUUCGAAAAGAAAGGUAUCAAACACGUUUACAUGUACUGUGUGGAUAACGUUUUAUCAAAAUUAGCUGAUCCUGUCUUUAUUGGUUUUGCUAUUAAACAUGGUUUUGAAUUAGCUACAAAAGUGGUCAGAAAAAGAGACGCUAAUGAGUCUGUUGGGUUGAUUGCUACUAAGGAUAAUAAACCAUGUGUCAUUGAGUAUUCGGAAAUUUCUCCUGAAUUGGCAGCUGAAAAGGAUUCUAGUGGAUUAUUGAAACUUCGUGCUGCCAACAUUGUUAACCACUACUAUUCCGUUGAAUUAUUGAAAAGAGAUCUUGAUCAAUGGUGUGAACACAUGCCUUACCACAUUGCUAAGAAGAAAAUUCCUUGCUAUGAUAACACAACUGGUGAGUCAUUAAAGCCAACUGAACCUAAUGGUAUCAAAUUAGAACAGUUUAUCUUUGAUGUUUUUCCUGGUGUCUCUUUGGACAAAUUUGGGUGUCUUGAAGUGGAUAGAGCUCAGGAAUUUUCACCUUUGAAGAAUGCUCCUGGUACCGCCAAUGAUAAUCCAGAAACAAGUAGAGCAGCAUAUUUGGAAUUGGGUGGUAAUAGGUUGAAAAAAAUUGGUGCUCAAAUUGCUGAUGGAGUUUCCGUUGAAGUUUCUAGUAAAUUGAGUUAUGCUGGUGAAAAUUUGUCACAGUACAAGGGUAAAGUUUUUGACAAAGAUAAUACAGUAUUAGAGAAUUAA
Molecule: messenger RNA, 1422 nt
Organism: Zygosaccharomyces rouxii
Lineage: Eukaryota; Fungi; Ascomycota; Saccharomycetes; Saccharomycetales; Saccharomycetaceae
Gene: QRI1
Product: UDP-N-acetylglucosamine diphosphorylase
Exons: 1
Coding region: 1-1422 (473 amino acids)
Biological process (GO): UDP-N-acetylglucosamine biosynthetic process
Molecular function (GO): UDP-N-acetylglucosamine diphosphorylase activity
Source: RefSeq, a predicted model, not a curated record